CUGAAAUCGAGCGUUGCCACUCAUCUGUAGAAAAGCAUGUCUAGGCGAAUACAUCCAUCUGGAGGAGCUAUUCGGUUGAGAGAAGCGGUUGAAAAAAAUUGUUUUCACUUCCGGUGACCCAACACCUGCCUGCAUUAUUUUGAAAAUUCUGUUUCUUCUGUCACCCUGACAGCGCAAUCUCGUAAAUGUCGCCGUCAACACCGAGAACUCCUUGGAGAACUCCUUGGAGUUCUCGUUGAUGCGAAGGUAGCUUGCAGAAGCGUGAUCAGCGAGUUACCUUCAUUGGCCGCGAGUGACGGAAGUGCGAGCGAAAGAUGUUUUUCUUCACCAACACGGAUAAUACGAGGUCCUUCUUUUCCCAGUCAAACAGCAUAGGCAUCAUCCCGUGCGGGAACAGAAGCUCCUUCCAGACAGCUGCAGCUAUGGCAGUACAUCCAGGCUGAUCUGCACAAUUGAAGGCCCCUCUCGCACUUUUCGGAAGUUUACCAUCUUCUCGUCACAACAGCUCAGAGGUAUUCUGGGCAGAGAAACUGCCUCUGAGGAAAGGUCGAAGAACCCCUCGUUUGCCGUCUCUGCCACCACGUCUGAUCCGAGUCAUGAUUCUGUCACUUUUGUAUCAUUCCUUGCCACAUGCGCUUUCGCGUGUAUUCGCCUGUCAGCGGCACAGAAUAUGCGAAUGAACUGUCUUCGAUUUCCGUCUUUGCUUCAGCAUGCCUAUCCUUGUGCGAAAUGUCUUCGGACUUUCGCCGAAUUGCUCCUUGGUUUCCUGUCGGUCUACUCUAGAGAAUGCACUGCCGAGGAGCACGCCGAAUCCUCCGUUCUUUGAAGUCCAGCAGAAGUGCAUGCAUCACUCGUCACAGCUCCAACGCUUCUAUACGAACCGGUACUACAAGAAGGAGUGCCCGCGUUGCUCAAGGCCUAACAUCGUGCCCGUCCGCCGGUGUGGUUACUGCGAUUUGCUGCUGACAGAUUUGGACAUUCGACUUGUCGGUCGAGAUGUAUUCCGUGAACUUGUGGCCUCGCGGACACCCAAUCACACCCAGAGAAAUGACUUAACUUCUCUCGUACGAGAUCAGGAGCUCGGAGACUACGGUGCGAGCGUGAUUGUCUCUAGACAACUGGCUACUACUGGAGAGGGAGGAGCGAAAGCAGCUUCUGGUUCGCGGAAUGUGCCUGCGGAGAUCCACAGAUGUUUUGACUUCUUGGUGGCAACUCAUCCGUAUCCUAUUAGCGCGUUGCAUUUGUCUGCCAUCCCAAAGGGAACUAUGUACGAUAUCAAACAACUUCGGCGAGCACACAUUCCCUUGCUCAAACGAAUGCAACAAUGUGUCACGCCAUUAGCAGUGGAACUUAUCGAUGGAAUGUGUCAAGGCAGAGGCAGCUGUACUAACAGGAUGUGGACAGCAGAUCGUAAAGUUACCGACAGUGCUGCUGCUCAGAGCCAGGCAGGCGAGGCAGUUGCCCCACUUAAGGCCGGGGGAGAUGAUAUGUCACAGUCGGUCAACUCGAUUUCCCCGGAUAAAGACUCGCGAAUCCAAAAAGGGAGAAAGUCGACUAAUUCACAAGCCAAGGAGCUGAUGGAACAGUCAGUCAUUUUCGGUUUCACCUAUCCAUGCGGAUUCCUCCAGUUAAACAUGCAUGCCAUCGUCCCGCCCAUAAGAACCUUCAACAUCUUCGAAGCGCCGUACUUUUACCCGCUGAAAAAGGUGCUGCAAGAUCUGCAAAAUUUCGGGGCGGUUCAACCUUACGAGCAACAUCGUGGUUCAGGCAGGUUCGGAUGUGACGCCAUUCUAAAAGAGGUCAGAGAGGUUGACGCAGCUGUGAGGCGUGCCCUACAAUACGGUGCUCCCAGGAAUUAAAAACAGUGUGAGAACAAAGAAUACGAGUUGCUUGUUAGCAAACAGUGGAUAGGGGUGGCCCGACCGCCUCCUCGUCUCCUGGCAUCUUUCGAUGCGAAUUUUGGGCAUGUAAAUUCUACAAAUAGUAUUUACCAGAUCAUGCCGGAUUUUUCUUUAUCUGCAGCGUGUUCAAAAAACAACUCUGCAACCAAGCUCCGUUGUUCCCGAUUUGUAACAGCUGUUAUGAGUGUUCACGAUGCUACGUUCCCACUUGCAGACGCUGUGAAUUUUUUUCCCGAAACUGCCACAAAUAGCAGCCCCGGACGAGCUUAACCAUCUGUCGACACCUUCGUCUUAAACACGGAAGGAACCCUUUCCCGA
Molecule: messenger RNA, 2219 nt
Organism: Toxoplasma gondii ME49
Lineage: Eukaryota; Apicomplexa; Conoidasida; Eucoccidiorida; Sarcocystidae
Exons: 2
Coding region: 711-1859 (382 amino acids)
Source: RefSeq, a predicted model, not a curated record